AUGCCCGAUCACAACAUCAGCCGCCAGUGUAGUGCGGACGAGAACAUCGGCAGUGGCAAAUAUCCCGACGCCCCCGAGCUUCCAGUGCCAUUGUCGGGACCGCUUGCCUGGACUCGGCACGACUUGAGAAGCAGCUGGGGCUAUACCUGGCAUCUUAGUGAUCGGGAUAUCAGUGACAUUAAACAUGCUCUAGACUGUUUCAAUGCCCUCGGCAUUGACGGAGACUGUGUUUCAACCGAAACCUUUCCAGUCGGGGACCUUGCCCACAAGCUGGAAAAGAUUGCCCAUAACAUCCAUAAUGGCGUCGGCUUCUCCAUCAUCAAGGGUCUGCAUCACCUCCAGUGCACCACCGAGGACAGCGUGAUAGUCUACCUGGGCCUGGCCAGCUAUGUGGCUGACCAAAGGGGCAUCCAAGAUAAGAGAGGCAACGUUUUGUCCCACAUCACCAGCUCGAAAGGUUGGGAUGUCCCCGUUGACAAGCGGCACGGCAUUCACUCCAACAAAGCCUUGCCAUUUCACAACGACAUGGGCUGUGACACCCUGGCGUUGCAAGUUCGCCAAAGCGUAGACAGCGGUGGGGACACGUACCUUGCUUCGACAUGGACCGUUUUCAACAAACUCCUCAAAGACGAGCCGGACGUGGCCAGAACGCUGCUUGACCCGAGCUGGCCAGUGCAAUUAUCCUGCCGACGAACUCGCCACUAUCUGGCCCCGGCUUUUGCCUUGCAUGACGGCCGCUUGAUGGCAUGCAUGGAUCCGAAUCGAUUCGGUCCACACGAGAACAGCCCUGAUGGCUUAAUUCCGGCGUUGACAAGCGACCAGAAGCACGCCCUCCAGCGCGUUUGCGAGGUAGCGCGGUCAACGGAGCUUCGCUUGAAACUCGAAACCGGGUGUUUGCUGUUCCUCAACAACUGGGCCCUUCUCCACAGGCGUGAUGCGUACCAGGAUGAUGAUCGCACCUGUCGCCACAUGGUCCGACUUUGGCUGCGGAACACGCAGCUCGGGUGGGCUGUGCCCGAGCCAUUUCUCCCCCCGUGGCAAGCCGCAUACAGCAAGGGCCUUCGCGCCAAGACACGAGUGUAUGCCCUGUAUCCCAUGACGACGUAG
Molecule: messenger RNA, 1107 nt
Organism: Purpureocillium lilacinum
Lineage: Eukaryota; Fungi; Ascomycota; Sordariomycetes; Hypocreales; Ophiocordycipitaceae
Source: RefSeq, a predicted model, not a curated record